AAACUUUUUCUGGUCAUUCUAAAGGUUUUACUAUAGUAGUGUAUUUUAAAACUAUUUGUGGUCAUUCUAAACAUUAUACCAUAGUAUGUGUAUUUGAAUACUUUUUCAGGUCGUUCUAAACAUACUAUAGUAUACUGGGAUAGGAGACAGAGUUGAGUUGCCAUAGCGACGGAACAUUCCACAUAUCUUCUGAGGUUUUUUUUUGUUGUAGCCUUGCAGACUCAAGGGCGCCAGAUUCCGAUUAGAAAUUGUUUUGGGGCCAGACAGAGAUAAUUUCCUCUCUGUCUUACAGUUUGUUGGUCCUCAACCUGUCAAAAUCCCAGUAAUGGACCUUAAACUAUCCCAAUCCGUGUUGAUUCGUCCACUCUAUCCUUCAUGGCAUCCAUCUUCUGUGCCAAUGAAUGAAUCCCGGCCAAAGUUCCAAGCUUAUGAUUCAUCUUGACAAUUAUGUGAGUCUUUGAAUUCACAGCGCGGUGCAAGCCAUCUCUGAGUUCGGGGAUCAGGCCAUUAUUCCUCUACAGCUCGUUAAUUUUCCGGGAAGACAGGAAGCCUCCAAGGCCGAUCGGCAGGAAACCCAACACCACAAAUAUCCACACAUCUUCAGAGUCCUCCACAGACAUCUGGCCUGUCCCGGAGGGGCAUCCAAGAGCCCCUUCUCCCGUUCUCAUCGUUGAAAACAUUUCAUCAACCGCGUUGAGUGACCAACUGACGAGAUCCAUUUAAGUGAAUUUCAGUUUCCAGAAAAAAUGCAGAUGCAGCCGUGCACCCAACACGCAUAGACAGACAAAGGCCUUGAGGACAAGACAUGGAGGAGAGAAGAAAAGCGUCUGCACCCUCCAAGAGCCGGAAGAAGAGAAUUUCAGGUCAUUCUAAACAUUAUACUAUAGUAAGUGCAUUUUAAUACUAUAUCUGGUAAUUCUGAACAAUAUACUAUAAAGUGUGUAUUUUAAUACUUUUUCAGGUCAUUCUAAACAUUAUACUGUAGUAUGUGUAUUUCAAUGCUAUUUCAGGUCAUUCUAAACAUUAUACUAUAGUAUGUAUAUUUUAAUGCUCUUUCAGGUAAUUCUAAACAAUAUACUAUAGUGUGUGUAUUUUAAUACAAUGUGAGGUCACUCUGAAAAUUAUACUAUAAUAUGUGUAUUUUAGUACUAAAUCUGGUCAUUCUAAACAUUAUACUAUAGUAUGUGUAUUUUAAUGCUAUUUCAGGUAAUUUGAAACAAUAUACUAUAGCGUGUGUAUUUUAAUACUUUUUCAGGUUUUUCUAAACGUUAUACUAUAGUAUAUGUAAUUUAAUGCUAUUUCAGGUCAUUCUGAUCAUUAUACUAUAGUAUGUGUAGGGGUUUCCUAUUCAGCUUCCAUUAAUUUUUUAACAAAUUAAAGGACCUGUUACUUCUGUACAAUGGCUUUAAAGUAAAUUAUCAUUUGACCUCUCAUUCUACAGACUAAAAAUGAAUUUAAACUUCAAAUGCUAUUUUGCCAGUGGAAAUAUGAAACACAGACCCAGCUAUAUGCAGUUUGCUGAAAUGAAAAACAUGCAGAUGCAACUUUUCAAUCUGCAACAGGAAGUCACAAAAGUCCAAGCCAUUGGAGAUGACUCCCAGGUGGGAGGGGCUCAACCCCUGUGCUCCGCUGAUUUGCCUCCAGAUAAGAUGGAAACGCUACAACCGGAUGUACUGAUUGGCUCUGAACUACAGGAAACACACAACAUGUCCCAUAUCGCUCCAUCCACAUUGAUGAGAAGUGCAACCUCCACGGAUAGUGGCCCGGCACCUCUGGUGUCGAGCCUGACGAACUACUGUUGGGACCUCUCCUGCCACAGGGUGUGUUCUUCUAAGACUCUGCUCCAAUUCACGAUUGGUCCCGUGAGCUUGACACACCCCGUGUACAUCUGUGAGAGUGGAGCCAUGCCUUUGCUCAUUGGCAUCGAUGUUUUGAUGUGCUUUGAUGCUUUUAUCAAUAUUGGGGAACUGAAGGUAGGUGUUAGAAAACCUCUGCCAUUCACUCCACCUUCUUUCCCCGACUCACGCUGCCUUGCGGUAGGUGAUUCUGAGCAUGGGGGAACCGCAUGCUCACUGCCGAGCUCAAAGCCAUCAGAGACUCCCUCUGAUGUUUUUUCUCAGAUUGAACAGUUCGUGGACCAAGCAGAUGCUCUUACCAACGAUGUCGAGCGAGACAAACACUGACAACUUUUGU
Nothobranchius furzeri (turquoise killifish) is the source of this 2193-nucleotide messenger RNA. Lineage: Eukaryota; Metazoa; Chordata; Actinopteri; Cyprinodontiformes; Nothobranchiidae. The record is from RefSeq and is a predicted model, not a curated record.